Melitaea cinxia (Glanville fritillary) is the source of this 918-nucleotide messenger RNA. RefSeq names its product fibrinogen silencer-binding protein-like. Gene Ontology annotation, cellular component: nucleus. Bases 1 to 918 code for a protein of 305 amino acids. The transcript is spliced from 6 exons. NCBI's taxonomy places the organism in Eukaryota, Metazoa, Arthropoda, Insecta, Lepidoptera, Nymphalidae. The record is from RefSeq and is a predicted model, not a curated record.
AUGGCUCAAAAACGCGAAAGAAGUGUCAAUUUUUCCCGAGAAGAAGUCGACACUUUAAUAAAGUUGGUGGAAAAGAAUAAACUUGUUAUUGAAAACAAAAAGAGUGAUGCGGUAACGUGGGCCGAAAAAGAACGUUGCUGGAAAUCAAUUGAAAUUGAUUUCAACUCUGCUAGUGGCGUUACUUUUCGUAGUGCUAAAACAUUACGUCUAAAAUAUGAGGGCAUCAAGCGAGACACCAGGAAGAAGUCGGCAUUAAUACGGGCCGAGACUUAUCAAACUGGAGGAGGUCCAAGUUCAGCGCCUGUCUUGACUCCCAGUGAAGUCAAAGUAAAAGAAAUGAUUUUGUUGUCAAUUGAUGGCAUGGACAGCAAAUUCGAUUCAGAUCACCUACCAAAUACAGUGGUGUCCUUUUCACCAUCACAAAAUACUUGCAGCUCUUCUGGUCUUGGUACAGUGGACACAGAAAAACUUAUAUUAAAUAUACAAAAUCAAGAUGAUAUCGUGACUUGCCCUUCUGUUGAAUCAGAAGAGGUACAAUGUAUUGAAAACAAUAUUAAGGAAACACCUGUUCGUCCGUUGAAACGAUCGUUGUUUGACCAUCUUGAAAGUAAUUCAGAAGGAGAUGAAAACAAUAAGAGAUGGUCUCAGUGGAAGCCUGCAUCUUUAAAAUCAAAAAAGCACCCAGCUUUGUGUAUACCAAAACCUAAAAAACCCUUUGAGAGAGUAGCAGAAUCUAAAUUAGAAAUUAUUGAACUACAGAAGACAAUUCUUGAAGAGGAAUUGAUAAAUAAUAGAAAGAAAUUUAGCUUUGAAGAAAAAGAAAUGGAGCAACGACAGAAAGAAUGGGAGGAACAAAAAAAGAGGUGGAACUUUGAAGAAGAAGAAAGGCAACACAAGAGGGAAUUAUGGGAAAUUUAA